AUGGUUUUGAAAUUAUCUUUCGCCUGCUGGGACUAUGAUCGCAUGAAGGCAAUAGAAGAUGGCCGGGUUCGCGCCGAUGGGAUCGAAAUUCAGUUCCUAAACCUUCGUGUGGAGGAAACAUUUUUCCGACAAUUGCGCUUUAAGGAGUUCGAUAUAUCCGAACUGUCUCUUUCAUCUUACAUGUUGACGCUCAAUCAACCAAAUCCGCCUUUCAUCGCCCUCCCGGUUUUUCCUUCUCGCUUUUUUCGGCAUCAAUCGAUGUAUAUCAACACCAAGGCCGGUAUCUCUAAGCCUGAGGAUUUGGCCGGGAAAAAGGUUGGAAUACCCGAGUACCAAAUGACGGCCGCGGUGUGGCAACGGGGAAUUCUCGAGGAUGAAUAUGGCGUCAGUCCAAGCCAGGUUCAAUUCUACGUGGGUGCAAUCGAGAAAGUGGCAAGCGACGUGCAAAGGAUCAGCAAAGUUCCGCAUUCCCUACCGGAGGGCGUGACAGUGACUGCCAUCCAAAAGGGCCAAAAUCUCUCUGACAUGCUUGCCAACGGUGAAAUCGACGCUAUCUUCAGUGCUAGCCAGCCUUCAUCCCUGGAAACAUCCCAGGAUGUCGCCCGUCUGUUUCCCAGUUUCAAAGAAGUGGAAGCCGAAUACUACGAGAAGACCAAGAUCUUUCCCAUCAUGCACGUUAUCGCCCUUAAGCGAGAUCUUUAUGAGGCACACCCAUGGAUUGCAAAAAGUUUGACCAAGGCAUUCGCGCAAAGUCUCGAUAUCGCCUAUGAAGCCCUGGAGGAGCGCUCGGCACUCCGAUAUAUACUUCCCUGGCUCGAGGAUCAUGCCAUUGAGACCAAGAAGCUAAUGGGCGGGAACCCCCGAUGGUGGCAGGAUGGUUUCGCAGAGAAUAAGCAUGUUAUCUCCAAGUUUUUAGAUUAUCACUACAGACAGGGAUUGUCCCAGAGACUGUUUCAGGCGGAGGAGAUCUUUGCCCCGAAUACUCUGGAAUCGUUUGUGAUGUAA
This is a messenger RNA of Penicillium lagena, 1005 nucleotides long. Its product is annotated as 4-5-dihydroxyphthalate decarboxylase. Bases 1 to 1005 code for a protein of 334 amino acids. The transcript is spliced from 3 exons. Lineage: Eukaryota; Fungi; Ascomycota; Eurotiomycetes; Eurotiales; Aspergillaceae. The record is from RefSeq and is a predicted model, not a curated record.